Molecule: messenger RNA, 2349 nt
Organism: Lagenorhynchus albirostris (white-beaked dolphin)
Lineage: Eukaryota; Metazoa; Chordata; Mammalia; Artiodactyla; Delphinidae
Gene: LYL1
Product: LYL1 basic helix-loop-helix family member
Exons: 4
Coding region: 472-1311 (279 amino acids)
Biological process (GO): regulation of transcription by RNA polymerase II
Molecular function (GO): protein dimerization activity; RNA polymerase II cis-regulatory region sequence-specific DNA binding; DNA-binding transcription factor activity, RNA polymerase II-specific
Source: RefSeq, a predicted model, not a curated record
CAGUCCUGCAUGUGCCGGCUGGGGGCGGGGACUUGAGGCCCGCGCUAGGAGAUCCCCGCCCGCUGGUUUCCUCCGGGGUCAGCCCGGCUCCUUAUCAGGCGCGGCCAGGCAGCCAGGCCCUUAUCUGCACUGGCCCAGCAUCCUCCGGCCGCUGCGCCAGGGGUGAGAGGGAGGAAACCCGGCCGCCAGGGGCGGGGAGAGGGCAGGCGGCCCGGAGCUGCUCACUUUCCCUGGAGGGACCUACCCUGUUGCCACCGCCGCCGCGGUGGCCCUUGGGAGCCAAGGAAGUGGGGCGGCCUGAUGCUGCGGCCCAGACAGGGCCUCCGGCCGCCAGCAGCACGGAGCGCAGAGGCCCGAGCGGGUGGCAGUGCCUUGCCUGAAGUCGGAACCACAUCCUGGACCUGAAGGACAGAGUCACGGCCAUCAGCAGGCAUCCGGAGCAGUGCUGGGGUGAGCACCCCCUCGGGGUCCAUGUGCCCGCCCGAGGCCCAGGCAGAGGUGGGCCCCACCAUGACCGAGAAGGCCAAGAUGGUGUGUGCCCCCAGCCCAGUGCCUGCCCCGCCCCCAAAGCCUGCCUCGCCUGGGCCCCCAAAGGCGGAGGAGGUGGGCCACAGAGGCUCCUCGCCACCCAGGCUGCCCCCUGGCGUGCCAGUGAUCAGCCUGGGCCACACCAGGCCCCCAGGGGCAGCCAUGGCCACCACGGAACUAAGCACCCUCCGUCCCCCGCUGCUGCAACUCUCCACCCUGGGAACCGCCCCAGCGCCCCUGGCCCUGCAUUACCACCCUCACCCCUUCCUCAACAGCCUCUACAUUGGGCCGGCAGGACCUUUCAGCAUCUUCCCUAGCAGCCGGCUGAAGCGGAGACCAAGCCAUUGUGAGCUGGAGCUGGCUGAGGGGCACCAGCCCCAGAAGGUGGCCCGGCGCGUGUUCACCAACAGUCGGGAGCGCUGGCGGCAGCAGAACGUGAACGGCGCCUUCGCCGAGCUCAGGAAACUGCUGCCAACGCACCCGCCCGACCGGAAGCUGAGCAAGAACGAGGUGCUCCGCCUGGCCAUGAAAUACAUUGGCUUCCUGGUGCGGCUGCUGCGCGACCAGGCAGCGGCUCUGGCCGCAGGCUCCGCCCCUCCAGGGCCCCGCAAACGGCCGGCGCACCGAGCCCUGGACGACGGCGCCCGCCGCGGGCCUUGUCGCAAGGCCGAGGUGGUGGCGCGCCCGCAGCCCGCGCCCCCAGGCGGCCCCGAUGGCAGCCCCGGUGGGGCGGGCCGACCCAUCAAGACAGAAAAAGCGGCUGUGAGUCCGGAGGUGCGAUGACCUCCACGGUGUCGCCUCUGAGCCGAAGGGCACUGGGAACUCAGCCCAGGGCCGUCCAGGAAGGGGCGGACGACGCUCAGCGCCUGCUCUGGAGAUAACUCCCCCGAAGAAGGACCAGUGAAGAGUCCCCUACAGGGGAAAGGGCCCGGGGGUCUGGAAGGGCGACCGUCGCCCCCAGGGGCCCUGCAGACCCUUUUAUCGCCUACCGCCCGCUGGAAGUGGCCUUGUCCGCGUACCCCUCCCGGGGGAGAGGCCCGGGAACCAACACGUCAUCGGAGCGGUCAUCGGACCCAAGUGGUGCCGCAUUUUUACGUGCUGGGGUCACCGAGGGAGGUGGGGAGGGACCGGAGAGCCUACUCCUUUCUCACCGGCGCCCCCUCCCGGAGACCAAGAGAUACGCGCUCCUCGACGGUGGCGGCCGCCGGCCUGGCGGGAGGAGAGAGGCGCAGAAUCCAUGCGGCGGCCCCACCCCACCGAUCCCGAAACUGUCCCGCACGAUCGCGUUAGCGAAGGCUCAGGCGCUCUUGCUUUUGUUUUUCUUUAUUUCUUUAUUUCACAUACACAUUAGCCAUUCAAUGGAGAAGCCGGAGAGAGUCAGGCAAAGAUGGUAUAACAGAAGCGCAGUGACGGGGGCGGGUUGGGGCGGGGCGGGGCGGAGAGGGAACGUACGGGCUGGCUGCCUACUUGCAUUCCGCUAGGACACUGAAAACCCAGAAAACAAAACAGACAGUAAACUACCCUUGUUUCUUAUGUAUCUCAGUGCAGAGACGGGGGUGGAGGGCAGAGAGGGGGAGACCAGGCUGAAGGAAGAGGAGCGGAGGGACGGGGACGCUAAGGGGGAAGCACACCAAAUCCAUUAGUACUAUAUAUAGAGAUACUCGUAUAUACUGCGUUUCUUAGCCUAAGAAGAAACUUGUUUGACGGGACGGGCGGCCUUUGCGGUCCGCGAUGCUGGUGCUGGUCGGGCGCACGGAUCUCCCGGGGCCGAAGCGGGGCUGGCCCAGGCUGGCUUGCGGGGGGAGGGGGGCGCCCCAAGGG